Messenger RNA from Pseudogymnoascus verrucosus, 2399 nucleotides. RefSeq lists its product as uncharacterized. Gene Ontology annotation, biological process: regulation of DNA-templated transcription. Bases 213 to 2285 code for a protein of 690 amino acids. The transcript is spliced from 4 exons. The record is from RefSeq and is a predicted model, not a curated record. NCBI's taxonomy places the organism in Eukaryota, Fungi, Ascomycota, Leotiomycetes, Thelebolales, Thelebolaceae. Gene Ontology annotation, cellular component: nucleus. Gene Ontology annotation, molecular function: transcription cis-regulatory region binding; zinc ion binding; DNA-binding transcription factor activity, RNA polymerase II-specific.
CUUGCCAACGUCCAAUACCAGGCUGAAGUUGCCAAUUGGGUCAUCGAAUGUACGUGUCCCUGAAAUAUGAUCGAUUAAUUUUGCCGUACGACUACUUCCAUCCUUAUGUAUUGUUAAUGCGCCGGAAUUUCGCUGUUGUGAUAUCAUUCCGAAGUCCGAUUCAAAGUAUUAUCAGCUUGUAGUUGACAGGUGUAUCAACGAACGAAAGCCAGAUGGAGACGCACUCUGUGGAUCGACCAGCCGAACAGGCCCAGGUAUAUGCCUCGUAUGGAAAAGCUUGUUUAUAUUGUGUGAAAAGCAAGACGAGAUGCGUUAGCAUACCGAACGGACCCAAGUGUGAAAGGUGUCAACGCCUCAAAAAGGAUUGCCAACCCGCAUCAACAGUUCGCAAGAAGCGGGUUUCCAAGAGACCGGCAGCAUCUGUAUCCGCAAAGACAGCUGCAUUGGAACAAAAGCUUGAUAGUAUUGUGCAGAUACUUCAACGCUCUCAAGGAUCCAUUACUGGCGCCGCCCAACAACAGAUAGCAGUUCCAACACAGAACCCCGAUGCCAGGACAUUCACUGGCCAGGCUUCAAAUUCAAAUGGUACAGUUAAUGCUAGUGAACCAUCACUUAUUGAGGGAAACAAUGGGACCGGCUCUAGCGUCGAUAUUGAUGUCAGGAGACUCUCAGUGGAUUCUUCCCACUUCGGAAAUGAAACGGAACAGCGACCUCAAUUGUGCGGGGUUUCAAAGGAGGGAUGUCGAGAAUGUCCCAAUGGGCACCCAACGCCAGCAGCCUCGAGAGUAAGUGGCUCCAGUGUUGCAGAAAGUCCCGAUUCGGUGGACAACUUUCCUCUAGAGAGCGACGCGGAGCUCGAAGAGACCCUGGAGACGUAUCGGACGAAGAUGGUGCAUAAUUUUCCCAUCGUCUGUAUCAGGCCUGAUGUUACUGUUGAUGAGAUGAGAUUACAACGCCCAUUCCUAUUUCUCGUCAUCCGGGCAAUCUGCAGUAAGAACCUCCGUCGCCAAGAAGCACUGGUUGUGGAAGUCAAGAAGACUUUGGGGAGGGAGAUGCUGCUUGAGGGUACUAAAACCCUAGAUCUAUUCCUGGGCGUCCUGGUGUUUGCAGGCUGGUGCCACUACUAUAUAUGCAGUAAACCUAUCAUCUCGACUAUUAUUCAGCUCGGAAUGUCGCUUGCUUUUGAUCUUGGACUUACGAAGCCUUUGCUGGGUGAGCAUGUUGAUGUCAUGCGACAUUAUAUUAUUGCGCAUGGGUGCCCCAAGAGGUCAAGUGGCCCAGUUAGGGUCGUGACCAUGGAAGAACGAAGGGCGGUAGUUGGUCUUUACCUUGUUAGCUCUGUGGCCUCCAACUACUUCCAGCGUACCGAACUCAUGCGGUGGACGCCAUACCUUGGUGAAUGCUUGCGAAUUCUGGAAGAGAAUAAGGAUUACUCCACCGAUCUUUUGCUUGUUCACUUAGUACGAGCACAGUUGAUCUGCAACAAGAGUGCAACAUCAACAUGGGACGAUAUGUUUGGAGACACAUCAAACCAAGUCCCACCAAACUUCUACGCCAAGUCUCUAAAGUCUCAACUUGACGAUCUGGAGCGUUCCAUUCCAGCAGAAAUAAAACCAAAUGCAAUCCUCCAGCUUCAUAUUCACGCCACCUCCCUCACAAUACACGCCCAUUGCCUCGCCUACACACCACCUCCUCCCUUCCCCGACCCCGCCGCCCAACUCCAGCGCCUCGAAAGCCUCUGGGCCACCUUCACAGCAGUUAAAUCCUGGUUCGGCGUUUUUCUCUCCCUCGACGCCUUCCCGCUCGCACGCUACCCCCACGUCUCUAUCGCGACACUAACGCAGCUCGGUCACUGCCUUGCAGCGUUGUACCGCCUUACUACGUUCGAGUCGGCGGACGUGGCAUGGUGUGGAGGUAGGGUGAGAGCAGAGCUUGAUAUUGGGGAUGUGACGAGGCUGCUGGCGGAGAGGUGGGAUGCGGUGUCGCGAGCGGAUUGGGGUGGGGAAGGGUUGGAUCCGUGGCCGCAUGCGACGAAGAGAGCGUUGGGGAUCGGGAGCUGGUGGGAGGCGAAGGUGGCAAAGCUUGGACCGCGGGAUACUGAUUUGGCGAGUGGCGUGGGGGCAAAAGUCAUCGAAGCAGUGGCUAGACAGGGUAUGCCUGUGCACCAGUCGGUUGAGCCGUUGGAGUUUGAUGAUGCUGUCGAUAUUGAUAUCUUGGAUGAUCCGUGGAUGAUGGAUUUACUCGGGGGAGGAUACGAUUUUAAUAUGGAGACGCAACCGUGGUAGGAUACAGGUCGUUUUGGAAUGGGAGUUGAAGGUCGGGGAGUUUAAAUUUACUGGACAAGGAUAUUCGGUGUUGUAGUAUAGGCUUAUUGGGAUAAUAAAUCGUGUGGAUAGUAG